Molecule: messenger RNA, 237 nt
Organism: Penicillium mononematosum
Lineage: Eukaryota; Fungi; Ascomycota; Eurotiomycetes; Eurotiales; Aspergillaceae
Exons: 2
Coding region: 1-237 (78 amino acids)
Source: RefSeq, a predicted model, not a curated record
AUGGAGUACUGCACCCGCCGCCUGUUUCAGCCCCGCGUCCCCCGUCCUGCCGACCCUACCCCAGAAUCCGAUGGCACAGCCAUCGAACUGAAUAAUCUUCCUCCCCUCCCAGUCUCUGGCUCAACGCCAGAUCUUCUUGAUAGUCCCGUUCCUGAUUCGGGUUCGCCAACCCUCGUCCCUAACCCUCCUCUCCCCCCUCGCCUGGUAAUCUCCGGCGCCAGUAAGCCGUUGAAGUAA